This is a messenger RNA of Manihot esculenta (cassava), 1291 nucleotides long. Its product is annotated as agamous-like MADS-box protein AGL15. Bases 287 to 1045 code for a protein of 252 amino acids. The transcript has 8 exons. Lineage: Eukaryota; Viridiplantae; Streptophyta; Magnoliopsida; Malpighiales; Euphorbiaceae. Gene Ontology annotation, cellular component: nucleus. The record is from RefSeq and is a predicted model, not a curated record. Gene Ontology annotation, biological process: positive regulation of transcription by RNA polymerase II. Gene Ontology annotation, molecular function: DNA-binding transcription factor activity, RNA polymerase II-specific; protein dimerization activity; RNA polymerase II cis-regulatory region sequence-specific DNA binding.
CAGAGCCAUGCAAACUUGCCGUUUCCAGCCCCUCUAUCUCUCGCCAUUUGUGUCGAAAAAAAAAAAACGCUCUCUUUCUCUUUAACCCAUUUAUCUUCUCCUCUCUCUAUAUUUAGCAACCCCAAAUAAGGGCUUCUUCUUUUCUCUCUAAUCUAUCUAGAGAAAGGAAGAAGAAAGAUCUUUGCUUGUUUUAAAGAUUUGAAAUUGAGUUUUGAAAGGAUCAUGUAAAUUUCCCCCCUUUUGUUGGUUUUGAUCAGUGGGGUAUUUUUGCUUUUGAGGAGGAGAAAUGGGUAGAGGGAAGAUUGAGAUUAAGAGGAUUGAAAAUUCAAAUAGCAGGCAAGUCACAUUCUCUAAAAGAAGAACUGGGUUGCUUAAAAAGGCUCAAGAACUUGCCAUUCUCUGUGAUGCUGAAGUUGCUGUUAUUAUCUUCUCCAACACUGGCAAGCUCUUUGAGUUCUCCAGCUCUGGCAUGAAGAGAACUCUUUCAAGAUACAAGAAGUGCCUAGAUUCCACAGAGCCAGCCAGAGUAGAACACAAGGCUGAGAAACAAGAUUCAAAGGAGGUGGACAAUCUUAAAGAGGAAAUUGUUAAGCUACAGGCAAAACAGCUGAUGCUUUUAGGCCAUGACCUGACUGGCUUGAGUUUGAAAGAGUUGCAACAUCUGGAGCAGCAAUUGAAUGAAGGGUUAUUAUGUGUGAAAGAGAAAAAGGAGCAUUUACUGAUGGAACAGCUAGAGCAAUCCAGAGUACAGGAACAGCGGGCUAUGCUGGAGAAUGAAACUUUGCGCAGACAGGUAGAGGAGCUUCGAUGCUUCUUCCCAUCAACUGAUCACUCAGUCCCUACUUAUCAUGAGUACUAUUCAAUGGAGAGGAAGCAUUCUCUUGGUUCUGCUAGUGCGGACAUAGCCUGCAAUUGCUCAACUGAGAAAGGAGAUUCAGAUACUACCUUGCAUUUGGGGUUGCCAACUGAUAGGUACCGGAAGAGGAAGGCACCAGAGGGAGAAAGCCAUUCCAAUGAUUCAGGAAGCCAAUUAGUCCUGCUGUGACACUUUUCUUGGUGGCAUGUUCUCCUUUACUGUUAAUAUAAACAGGUAGAGUCGGUUCUAGCAGUUUCUGCAGGCGUCGGUUUAGCCAACGAAUGAAAAACCUUCAAAGUUGUAGUUAGUUUUCCUUCGGUUGUAGAUGUUUCAAAUGUAGGAGAAACAACUGAAAGUUUUCAGGUGACAGAUGGAAACAAGUAGCUACUCUACUGUUACCCAUUCUGAGUAAUGGCAUACAGAUCUUUUUCUUCU